Molecule: messenger RNA, 2082 nt
Organism: Rhincodon typus (whale shark)
Lineage: Eukaryota; Metazoa; Chordata; Chondrichthyes; Orectolobiformes; Rhincodontidae
Gene: hey1
Product: hes-related family bHLH transcription factor with YRPW motif 1
Exons: 5
Coding region: 68-979 (303 amino acids)
Biological process (GO): regulation of neurogenesis; anterior/posterior pattern specification; circulatory system development
Cellular component (GO): nucleus
Molecular function (GO): RNA polymerase II cis-regulatory region sequence-specific DNA binding; protein dimerization activity; DNA-binding transcription factor activity, RNA polymerase II-specific
Source: RefSeq, a predicted model, not a curated record
GCGAGCGGGCAGGAUCUGCUGGCAGCCCCAUUCAUUCAUAUGUUACACCGCGACAACUGAGAGCAGCAUGAAGAGGACUCACGACUACAGCUCGUCGGACAGCGAACUGGACGAAACGAUCGAGGUGGAGAAGGAAAGCGCCGAUGAAAAUGGGAACUUCAACGCAGUCACAGGCUCCAUGUCCCCCAGUCCAUCCUCUCAGGUCCUGGCUAGGAAAAGGAGGAGAGGGAUCAUCGAGAAGCGCCGCCGGGAUCGUAUUAACAACAGUUUGUCAGAACUACGCAGACUGGUUCCGAGUGCUUAUGAGAAACAAGGCUCCGCCAAACUGGAAAAGGCAGAAAUUUUGCAAAUGACUGUUGAUCACUUGAAGAUGCUGCAUGCGGCCAGUGGCAAAGGUUAUUUUGAUGCUCAGGCUCUAGCUAUGGACUACCGUAGCCUGGGAUUUCGAGAAUGCUUGGCUGAAGUGGCUCGGUAUUUGAGUAUUAUCGAAGGCCUGGAGAACACUGACCCUCUCUGUGUGCGUCUGGUCUCUCACCUCAAUAACUAUGCAUCUCAGAGGGAAGCUGCAAGUGCUGCAACCCCUAACAUUGGACACCUUUCCUGGGGAACUGCCUUCAGCCAGCACCCACAUCAUCAUUUGCACCCGAUCCUCCUGCCACAGGCUGCCCACAGUAACAAUAGUACUACUGCCUCGACGGAGCUGCACCAUCAGAACAGGAUUGGCACAUCCUCGCAUGCAGAUACCUCUCCACUUAGAAUGGCUCCUAAUUGCAGUGUCGGUCCAGUCAUCCCAGUGGUCACCUCCUCCACCAAACUGUCCCCACCUUUGUUCUCAAUGUCAUCCUUGUCUGCAUUCCCUCUGUCUUUUAGCACUUUCCCCUUGAUUUCUCCCAGCAGCUUCAGUUCAUCAGCUCAGACUCCAACAAACAGCAUUGGCAAGCCCUACAGACCUUGGGGGACAGAGAUUGGGGCUUUCUAAAGACUCUUCUACAGGAUUGUCAUGCCUUAUGAAAUGCUGAAUUCUCAGCUGAGCUGAGGUAUUACCAACAUAAUUGCCAUGGAAUAUUCAGGAUGUGCUUCCAAUCACUGCAGACAAAUAAUGUACAAUGGCAAAUCAAUCUGAAAUCCUGUGAAUGUGGCUACAUAAUUGGCCUCUUUGGCUCAAAAUUAUACAACAAUGUUCUUAUAUGAGCGGUCUGACUCUUUCAUUCUUGAAAUUGUCAGUAUUCAGACAAAAAAAAUUUCUAGAAGUUGAUUUUAUUAGUGAGACUAGUCAAAACAAGCAGUAUGCCAGCUUGCUUCAAGGCUCCAGAGACCAUUUCAGACAGUUUUAUCAGUUUUCUAGGAGCUUUGAGUAUAAAAGUUAUUCAUUUGUUUAAGAGAUGUCUAAUAUAAAAUUGGAUUAAAUUUAUUUGUCUUAAAUUCUUAUUCUUUAUUCCAUAAAGGAAUAAGCAGUGGUAUGUUUAAAAAGCUGCAUUUUUAAAUUAAUGCAGGUUGUGCUUAGAUAUGGUAUAAAGUCUUCCUGUUACAAAGGCCUGUGUAAGUAAUUGUGGCAUUGUACACAGCCUGUGGUUAGGCAGUUAAAUUUUCCAUGUCUUUGUUAUUUGGUUAGCUAAAUAUUGCCUGAAACUGUUAAGUUACUACCUUUCAACUGUUUCAAAUGGAACAGAUUUAUUGUUAAUCACAAGUGGCACCAUCCAUCUAUUUAUUUUGUGCUAACAUCUGUGCCGUGCAUGACUAUCUACAAAGUCAACAUUACAUGCCUUAUACUCGACAAAAAAUAUAAAAAUAACAAGAUCAACAUGUAAAGACCAAUACACUGGUGUCCCGAAUUACUAAAAAUGCCUAAAUAGUGUAAAUAUCUUUUUCAGUGAUAUUUUAUAUUAUUAAUGUUGCUGAAUGGAGCGAUGACAAAUCAGAUUUCCAGCUUUUUUUUCAGCGAGUGUUAGAUGCUAAAGAUUUUUCAAUGCUGAAACUGUUAAUUUUUGCAAGGUAAUAGCAGGUGCAGUGUUCAAUUACUGUGUAUUGGUUUGUGCUGACUUUACUAAACAGGAGAAGUAAUAAACUAUAAGUGCAAUUGAG